Gekko japonicus is the source of this 1842-nucleotide messenger RNA. It is a transcript of the gene TBXA2R, whose product is annotated as thromboxane A2 receptor. The transcript is spliced from 3 exons. Lineage: Eukaryota; Metazoa; Chordata; Lepidosauria; Squamata; Gekkonidae. Gene Ontology annotation, molecular function: thromboxane A2 receptor activity. Gene Ontology annotation, cellular component: plasma membrane. The coding region runs from base 238 to 1287 and encodes 349 amino acids. The record is from RefSeq and is a predicted model, not a curated record. Gene Ontology annotation, biological process: positive regulation of blood pressure; adenylate cyclase-activating G protein-coupled receptor signaling pathway; positive regulation of vasoconstriction.
CUCUGCUCAGAAGGACUUCUUCGUCGCCUCGGAGCCCGGGAGCGGCGUCCCAAGUCUGUCGGAAGAAUUCGCGCCACGGUCUGCCUGAGGAGUUUGCAUCCCGCAACGAGAUGAAUGGCGUGAGGCCUAGGCGGGGCCGCGUCUCUCCCUCAGGAGCCCCCGCCAGGCCCCGCUCCACACUGUCCCUUGGAAGGUGGUAGUUUGUGUGAGGGGGACAGGCCCCCCCGGUUCCCGAAGAUGGAGCUUGGGAACGUCAGCGACGCCGGCCGGCUGGGCUCCUGCUUCCGCGGAAAGAACGUCAGUGACGGGAACCGGGGUUACCUCACCUCGCCCUGGUUCUCCACCAUCUUCGGCCUCAUCGGCCUCUCCUCCAACCUCUUUGCCUUCUGCGUGCUGGUCAACUCCUCGCGGAAGAUGCACAGCCGCGCCCGGUCCUCCUUCCUGGUCUUCCUCUGCGGCCUGGUGGUGACGGAUUUCAUGGGCCUCCUGGUGACCUCCUGCAUCGUGGUUCCCUACCACUUCAUCCAGUUCGACUGGAGGAACGUGGACCCGGGUUGCCACCUCUGCAACUUCAUGGGCCUCGCCAUGGUCUUCUUUGGGCAGUGCCCCCUCUUGCUGGGCGCCACCAUGGCCGGGGAACGCUUCCUGGGCAUCUACCGGCCCUUCUCCCGCUCGGUCAACAUGUCGAAACGCCGGGCCUGGAUCCUGGUGUGCUUGGUGUGGGCCUUGGGGUUCUUCCUAGGCCUGCUGCCCAUCUUGGGCCUCGGGGACUACACGCUACAGUUCCCCAACUCCUGGUGCUUCCUCACGCUGCUCCACGAUGCCGGGAACAGGGCCUUCUGUCUCAUCUUCGCCCUGCUGGGCAUCUUCUGCGUGGGCCUCUCUUUCUUCCUCAACACGUUCAGCGUCGUGACCCUCUGCCGGGUCUACCACGACUCAGAGUCGGUACAACGCCGGAGAGACAGUGAAGUGGAGAUGAUGGUCCAGUUGCUGAUUAUCAUGGUGAUUGCCAGCGCCUGCUGGCUCCCCCUGCUGAUCUUCAUCGUACAGACGGCCCUUCAGAAUGCCGAUCAUAUCUCCCGACAGACGGAGAACUCACUGCUCAUCUACUUGCGGGUGGCCACCUGGAACCAGAUCCUCGAUCCUUGGGUCUACAUCCUCUUCCGCCGGGCGGUCCUGAAGCGCAUCUACCCCAGCCUCAAAACCCGCCCCUCCAUCGUCUCCCUCUACCCAGUCCUCAACACCUCACUGCGGCAGAAGUUUACCCAGGAGUCUGUGCUCCAGUAAGAAGGGGCAGGACGGCUCGAUUCUGUGGUCCCUCCCCCAAAUGAAGGCAGCGCCCAGUGGCUAUAAUCAUAGCCUUCCUCCUAUCCCCCUUCUAUCGCUUGAACCGGGCCCUUGCAAUAUGCUGGGAGCAUGUCCCCAGCCCCUGCCCCGUGCCACCCCGUCUGUGUCUCCCUCACCCCAGGCCUGACAUUCAGCCCUGCUAGCCGCACCAGUAGUCCUUGACGUAGCAUCUUACCAAACCCAGCGGAAAGGACCUAUCCCAGAAUUCCUUGCUGCUCCCGCCUUGUACCAUGUGGACCACAUGGGGGUGGAAGAAGCGGGGGAUUCUCUGUUCUCCUGAGGAGAUAUGGAAGCCAACCACCUAAUUUGGGCCCUCUGGAUCCUGCCCCUGGCCCUGGCCUGGCAUAAACGGACGGAUGGACACUUUAAGCCAGUAACGGAAGACCCAAGCUGAUUGACCGACUUGGGUGUGUGUGUGUGUGUGUGGUUUAGCAGACUUACAAACGGGGAAGGGAGACGGCAGGAGGAUACGAGCAUGUCAAAAUGUACGGAGGC